AUUUAAGUUCGGUAAACUACAUUUGGCCAUGAAGGGACAGCGGUAUGCCGACGAUAGGAUUCCCGGACAAUGAGCUAAAAUCAACAUUCGAAAAUCUUUUGGUCCGUGCAAAUCGUUGUAUUAACUCUGAAGGAGACUAAAUAAAUUCGAUUUUCCGAAACAAAAAAUGUUUGUUCAUUUUUUUCUUUGUCCUGAUUGCUUUGCGAUAGACCUUGUACAUAAUUAGUUUA
Messenger RNA from Acanthoscelides obtectus, 230 nucleotides. Lineage: Eukaryota; Metazoa; Arthropoda; Insecta; Coleoptera; Chrysomelidae. The record is from the annotation of a GenBank genome assembly.